AUGCCGCGCGCCCUGGCGCCCACGCCCCCGCCCGCCUCGGCUCGGGCAGAUGCCUUCUCCUUCGCCUCUCCCACGCAGGUGUUCUUCAACGGUGCCAACGUCCGGCAGGUGGACGUGCCCACGCAGACGGGAGCCUUCGGCAUUCUGGCAGCCCAUGUGCCCACCCUGCAGGUCCUGCGGCCAGGGCUGGUUGUGGUCCAUGCUGAAGACGGUACCACUUCCAAAUACUUUGUGAGCAGCGGUUCCGUCACAGUGAAUGCUGAUUCCUCGGUGCAGUUACUGGCUGAAGAAGCUGUGACGCUCGACAUGCUGGACCUGGGGGCGGCCAAGGCGAACCUGGAGAAGGCGCAGUCGGAGCUGUUGGGGGCGGCAGAUGAGGCCACGAGGGCCGAGAUCCAGAUCCGCAUCGAGGCCAGCGAGGCCCUGGUGAAGGCCCUGGAGUAGGCGGGGCCUGCCCCGUGUUGGCUGUGGCCGAGGCCCAUGCAGCGGAGGCAGCUCCCGUGGUCCAGGCUGACUUGGGGGGCAAGAGGCUGAGUGAAGCGGGCCAGACAGCCCCUAGAGCACUACUUCCCUAGGGGGAGCGGUCCUUGCUGGGAAGCCGCCAGAUGGCAGCAUAGGGCCAGCUUCUGUCCAGGGCAUCCUGCAGGGCUUUGUCCCCUCCUGCUAAAUAAACCUCAGGAACAAACCCUCAG
Molecule: messenger RNA, 692 nt
Organism: Vicugna pacos (alpaca)
Lineage: Eukaryota; Metazoa; Chordata; Mammalia; Artiodactyla; Camelidae
Gene: ATP5F1D
Product: ATP synthase F1 subunit delta
Biological process (GO): proton motive force-driven ATP synthesis
Molecular function (GO): proton-transporting ATP synthase activity, rotational mechanism
Source: RefSeq, a predicted model, not a curated record